This is a messenger RNA of Elaeis guineensis (African oil palm), 2497 nucleotides long. RefSeq names its product DEAD-box ATP-dependent RNA helicase 7. NCBI's taxonomy places the organism in Eukaryota, Viridiplantae, Streptophyta, Magnoliopsida, Arecales, Arecaceae. The record is from RefSeq and is a predicted model, not a curated record. Gene Ontology annotation, molecular function: ATP binding; RNA helicase activity; RNA binding.
CCUUCUUCCCCCUCUUUCCUCCUCCUGCGCCGCCCCCAUCCGCAGGAGAUACGGCGCCCUUCCUCUCCCUCUAUCCCUCCCCCAUUCCCGAUGCCUUCUCUUCUCCUCUCCUCCCCCUCGGAGCUAGAUGACCUCAAUAAGUUGAAGCACAAAAAGUCCAAAAAGGCGGCAUCCAUGGCCGCCGACCUCGACCUGAACGGCUCCGUAGAAGAGGAGAAGAAGAGCAAGAAGAAAAAGAAGAACAAGAACCUCGAAUCCGAGGACGGGGAGAUCUACAACAGCGACGGCGAAGGCUCGGAGAAGAAGAUUAGCAAGAAGAAGAGAAAGGCUUCUGAUGAAGAGAGGAGCGACACCAUCUCCGACGCGGCGGCGAGGGCGAACGGUUCUGCUUUGAAGAAGCCGAAACUCAGGAAGAAUGAUGAGGAUGAGGAGGUGAUCGCGAGAGGAGAGAACGAGGGUGCUGCGAACCCGAAUGCGGUGUCCAAAUUCAGGAUAUCGAAGGUCCUGAGGGAGAAGUUGAAGUCCAAGGGAAUUGAGUCGCUGUUCCCUAUUCAGGCGAUGACCUUCGAUUCCAUACUUGAUGGGUCUGAUUUGGUCGGCCGGGCACGGACCGGUCAGGGUAAAACCUUGGCCUUUGUGCUUCCAAUUUUGGAGUCUUUGACAAAUGGGCAGUACAAGACAGCUAGGAAAACUGGUUGUGGAAGGCCUCCGAGUGUCUUGGUGCUUCUGCCAACUAGAGAGCUUGCAAAUCAGGUGUAUGCAGACUUUCAGGCUUAUGGUGGUGCAGUGGGGUUGUCUUCAUGCUGUUUAUAUGGAGGAUCUCCUUACCGUGCUCAAGUACUUGCUCUGAAACGGGGGAUUGAUAUAGUUGUUGGAACACCUGGGCGGAUAAAGGAUCAUAUAGAGAGGGGAACUCUUGAUCUAAAAUUUUUGAAAUUCCGUAUCCUUGAUGAAGCUGAUGAAAUGUUGAAUAUGGGCUUUGUUGAUGAUGUCGAACUAAUUCUUGGUAAGGUUGAGGAUGUCAAUAAAGUCCAAACACUUCUCUUUAGUGCUACCCUGCCUGAUUGGGUGAAGAAGAUCUCUGCAAGGUUUCUGAAACCUGAUAAGAAAACUGCUGAUCUUGUUGGCAAUGAGAAGCUGAAGGCUAGUGCUAGUGUUAGACAUCUUGUUCUUCCCUGUACGCGUCAAGCAAGAGCACAAAUUAUUCCAGAUAUUAUCCACUGUUAUAGCUGUGGAGGCCGUACGAUUAUUUUUACCGAGACAAAGGAAUCUGCAUCUCAACUUGCUGGAUUGUUACCUGGGUCAAGGGCUUUGCAUGGAGAUAUAGUGCAAGCUCAACGGGAAGUUGUACUUGCUGGAUUUAGGAAAGGCAGGUUUUUGGUUUUGGUGGCCACAAACGUGGCCGCACGUGGCUUAGACAUCCACGAUGUGCAGUUGAUUAUUCAGUGUGAGCCCCCACGUGAUGUUGAAGCCUACAUUCAUCGUUCAGGGCGAACUGGGAGGGCAGGCAAUACUGGAGUUGCUAUAUUGCUAUAUGAGCCCAGAUAUUCAUCUAGUAUUUCUAGAUUAGAAAGAGAAUCAGGCGUCAAAUUUGAGCACAUCUCUGCUCCGCAACCUGCUGAUGUUGCUGAAUAUGUUGGUUCUGAUGCAGCUAGAGCUAUCUCAAAUGUCUCUGACAGCGUGAUUCCAGUUUUUCAGUCACAAGCAGAGCAACUUUUGAGCUCCUCUGGUUUAUCAGCUGUGCAUUUGCUUGCAAAAGCACUGGCAAAGGCUGCAGGAUACACUGACAUAAAAAAAAGAUCACUGCUCUCUUCUAUUGAGAGCCAUGUAACCCUACUUCUUCAGGCAGGAAAGACAAUCUACUCACCAGCGUUUGCUUUUGGUAUAUUGAGAGGAUUUUUGCCUAAUGAAAAGAUUGAAGGGGUGAAGGGCCUUUCUCUUACAGCUGAUGGAAUGGGGGCAGUGUUUGAUGUGCCUGCUGAUGAUGUGAAUGCAUUUACUGGAGGUCAAGAAAAUGCUAACAUGGCAACCAUUGAGGUCUUGAAAAGCUUGCCUCCUUUGCAAUGUAAAGAUCAGUCCAGAGGUGGUGACAAAAGACGAGGUAGGUUUGGUGGUGGCAGAUUCUCUGGUGGGAGAGGUGGCAAUGGAAACUCGGGCAGAAGAAAUGGAGGGGGUCAUGGGAAGGGAGAUGGUGGGGGCAGAAACAGGUUCAACAAGAGGAGGUAAUGCGGUUUUUGUUGGCAAGACAUUACGAAAAGGAUAAUCUUUGUAUGAUUGAAAAUUUUGAGAGCUUUCCAUGCGGGAAUCUACUGUCCUUGGAGAGAUUUAUUCCAUAGAAUUGGUUUAAGAUUAUCUCUAGCCAUCUUUUUUUUUUUUUUGCUUUUUAAACAAUUCCUUACAGCUAUCAUUUAAUUGGAUUGCAAAUGGUUAAUGUGCUAAAAUUACCGUAGAACGGUUCUGUUGGAAUACUGAAAGUGUGUGAUUUCAUAUAGUGUCA